GUAUAUACCUUUGCGGAACAUGUCAAUACUAUGAGGAUCUCGCGCUCGAGAGCUUCGAGAGCGACUCUUCAACGACGCAGGAUUGGCAGUUCCUGCGACAUCAAGGUCGAUUCGGACUUUCAUGAUUGAGCUCGGAGAAUUAUUGAAUACAGCAAACAAAAAUAUGAUCAGGCGUGAAGGUUGCGAUGCAGAAUGGCUCGACCGCUGAAAGACCUCGAGAUUGCUUUGCGAGAGGUCGAGGAAUGCUUGCUCCAUCAAGCCUCGACAUGGCAUUCUUCGCACGUCCCUAUAACCCCGAGCGAGAUUGAGUUGGUAGGUCGCCAACAAGUUGCUUCGAUGGCACCUAUCUCGCAACCACAAUUGAUUGUGAUCUGAGGGAGAUGCACACAUUCAGAUCGGAGUGAUUAUACUCACAGAAACAGACACGAUGCAGAAUUGGCAGAAGAUGCAACCGAUAUCUGCGUAUUACGUAUUCGCUUAGGUUUCGUUCGCUGGAUAUGGUAAACGUUGUCGAUCAUAGUCUCGGAAUCCGCCAUAUGUCUACAUCUAACAAAAACCAGAUCACAGUUCGCCCACGACAAUACGCAUCGUAUGCGCUGCGAGCCUUGAUGCUAGCCUUUGCACGAUACACCAGCAAUCAAUUCCCAGUUACAACUUUGCUCGUGGCUCGGAACGGGACAGAUGAUGAAGGAUCUGCUAUCUGUUAUCCGGCUGCAGACCCAAGUUCGACUGAAGAUUGGUUGAUACGAGUAAUACACAUGCCACGAGCCACUACGAACCCUUCCCACUCCACCUUGUCGACCGUUGUGGAGCUACUCAGAUGGAGCCGAGUAUACAGAAGCGAAAACGAGUACGUCUUCUGCACCACUGGGUAUUUGGGAGUGAGAGCACAAAAGGAACGCACGCCCUCGUUCAGUCUUGGAAGUGGUAAAGGUUUGCGACCAUAUAACCCGGUUGGCUUCAUAUUCACGCCCAUAUCUACCCGAGUUCCUCACAGGACCAGAAGCCGCGUUCUUGCCACUUCACUCAGUACUGGCCUUCGAUCUGGAGCCAGAGCAUCUCCCCAGCUGAAUUUCCAUUCUCUGCGCUCCGGGUACUCUCUGCACUCCGCUUACACUUCUUACGGUUCAAGUCAGACUCCGAAUAUGGCAGUCUGACGGCUUCUGUCUCUAUGGGUAGUACAGAGCUUCCAGCAAUGACUUUACCCUGCGACUACUUGGAUUAGUAUCAUACAGCCUUGAUUGAAUGUCAGCUCUCGGCUGCUUCACCUUUCCCGACCUCGUCGACCUCGACCAAUCUACCUACUAUACGGCUCGUGUAGCCUCCUCGAAACGAACUAUUUCGAGCGACACGCGCGACUCCUCAACGUCAACAUCGACCUGGAUCCGUUUCAAAUGAACAACAAAAAACCAGUAACAUGCACAAGCAGUACAAUGGAGAUAGGUUACACGAACGAAAUUUGAAAGAUCAAAGAUUUGAAAACAAGCAUCUAAUCGCUGUACAAGUGAAAUCUAAACGCUAGGAUCAUCGUUCAUCAUGAGGUGAGGUGAGGUGAGGAAUGGCUGAUCACGACCGCUCUUUAUACCUCUGCAACUGUUCCGCCACCAAACACAUAUCCAUGGGCCACCAAUCAUUAUUACCAUUACUACCCUGACCUUGACCGUCCCCGGUCAUGCUCUUACGAGGACGAUUAAUCAUCUGCGCCAAUUUCUUGAUAUCCGUGAUUCCAAAGUCUCCGAUCCACCAAGUCUCCUGCUCGACCAGCAUGACAAAGACAAGCCAAUGCGCAAAGAUAUCCCAGGCGAGCAUCUGUAUCUCGUGGUCGAUAUCUCCGCCAUCCGGCGGCGCAGCUGACAGACGCACCGGCAGUUGCAAAAUGGCCAUAAAGUCUUCCGGCAAGCGAUUUACCCAGGGUAAGAUGACGGGCGUCAACGG
Messenger RNA from Exophiala oligosperma, 1935 nucleotides. RefSeq lists its product as uncharacterized. The coding region runs from base 498 to 1157 and encodes 219 amino acids. NCBI's taxonomy places the organism in Eukaryota, Fungi, Ascomycota, Eurotiomycetes, Chaetothyriales, Herpotrichiellaceae. The record is from RefSeq and is a predicted model, not a curated record. The transcript has a single exon.